AUGGCUCUUAUUGCGUUGGGAGCGUGCUAUUUUGAUACCAUUUUAACAGUGCCUUAUUAUCCUGGCGAAGAUGAGAAGCUCCGAGCUUCAACUAUCAGUCAUCGUCGGGGAGGAAAUUGUCCAAACACACUCGAGGUCCUGGGGCAAUUAGUGGAACGCGGACUAUCCGACGAAAAGUUAUCGUUGAAUUUGAUCACUGUUCUCCCUUCUAGAUCGUCAGAAGCAUCCCAAUUGUUGAAAAAGAGUCUCGGCAAACAAGUACAGUUGGAUAAUUGUAUCUACCGCGAACAAUUCAACGAGCCGGCAUCCAGCUAUGUCAUUAAGAGCCAAAAGACUGGUAGCAGAACAAUUGUUAAUCACAAUGAGCUGCCUGACAUGACCCUUGAGGAGUUCAAGAUGGCAGUCGAGAGCAUGCGUGGAGUUGCUAAUAAGUCCUGGUUUCACUUUGAAGGCCGUAUACCAACCGUGACAAUCAAAUGCAUUGAAUACAUCCGACUUCACUACACGGGAGCCCAGAUAACGGUUGAGGUUGAAAAGCCGGGGCGGCCCGGCUUGCAGGAGCUUGCAGAGACAGCAGACGUUGUUUUCUAUUCAAAAGGGUGGGCGCAGCAUGAGGGAUAUUCCUCUGCCGAGGAAUGUCUGCGAGAACAAUCAGUAAAAGUACCUCAAGCCUCUUUACUCUUUUGCACAUGGGGAGAUGCCGGUGCCGCCGCAUUUGAAAGGCAGACAUGUGAGAUAAUUGAUGUGCCGGCACACAAUGACGGAAACAUGGACAUUAUUGAUACUAUCGGGGCGGGAGAUACCUUCAUCGCAGGUAUCUUAUACGGUUUGAUCUACCGCAGCAAGGAGUGGGACUUCCAAAGAAGACUCAACUUUGCAAAUCGCCUUGCUGGCCUGAAAGUAACACAGGAGGGAUUCUCAUCUCUACAUAGGGCAUUAGACGAUUAUGUAUAA
Molecule: messenger RNA, 954 nt
Organism: Penicillium nucicola
Lineage: Eukaryota; Fungi; Ascomycota; Eurotiomycetes; Eurotiales; Aspergillaceae
Exons: 6
Coding region: 1-954 (317 amino acids)
Molecular function (GO): kinase activity
Source: RefSeq, a predicted model, not a curated record